Molecule: messenger RNA, 4586 nt
Organism: Globicephala melas (long-finned pilot whale)
Lineage: Eukaryota; Metazoa; Chordata; Mammalia; Artiodactyla; Delphinidae
Gene: KCTD14
Product: potassium channel tetramerization domain containing 14
Biological process (GO): protein homooligomerization
Molecular function (GO): protein binding
Source: RefSeq, a predicted model, not a curated record
CUAGCCUAAGGUUUCACCGCAAGGCCUCCAACUCCAGCCCAAUCAGGGUUCUAACCACACCCUGGGUACAGAUUCCCCCCACCCCGGGGCGGGAGCGAGGAGCACUUCCGCCAGCCACAAGUACCGCGCACGUGGCGGGCUGUGCGGGACCGGCGAGCGGCAGCCUGGCUGCGCAGCGCCAGCGCCUGCGGGGCCGGGAUGAUGAGCCUGACCUCGGCGCCCGAUUCCCGGCCGUUGCGCCGGGCCGUGACCCCCGCGGGCCGGCGGACGGAAUCUCCUGUAGUGGAGCUGAACGUUGGGGGUGAGUUCUAUACCACCACCUUGGGCACCCUGAGAAAACUCCCAGGCUCAAAGCUGGCAGAGAUGUUCUCCAGCUCCGCCAAGGCCUGCCUGGAUGCGGAGGGACGCUUCUUCAUCGAUCGCUGCGGCACCUAUUUUGGACCCAUCCUGGAAUAUCUGCGCAGUGGGCAGCUGCCCACACAGCACAUCCCCGAGGUGUACCGUGAGGCUCAGUUCUACGAAAUCAAGCCUUUAAUCAAACUCUUGGAGGACAUGCCACAGAUCUUUGGUGAGCAGGUAGCUCGGAAGCAGUUUUUGCUGCAGGUGCCAGGCUACAGUGAGAACCUGGAGCUUAUGGUGCGCCUGGCGCGUGCUGAGGCCGUGGCGGCGCGCUGCUCUAGAGUUCUGGUGUGCCUAGUACAAAACGAAAAGGAUGAUGCAAACUGCGCGGACGCCCUGCGCUCCCUGGAGGCGGACAAGAGGUCAGUGGUCAAAUUCGGGCCUUGGAAGGCAGCCCUGGAUAUCAGGGACCUCCUGGACUGCAUGAACAUGGACAUUAAGGCCCAAGGGUACCAGGUACACUAUUCACACAACAGUCCAUUACCGGCCAAGGUCUCCGACUACUUCUAUACCUUCAGCUUCAGCUGGUGGUGAUCCCCAGGGGUGGGGGCUGUUUGUUACGAGCUCUGGUGGGACUUACGAAAUUAAAGGUUGCCUUCCAAAGCCAUCUUCCUUUAAUUUUAAAAACAAACAGACAUCAAAAACUUCCAAGGUGGUCUACUUGUCUUGCCCCCAAAUAUGUGUUUCCCCUUUGAGGACUUUCCACUCAUUGCAACUGACUCCACUGUACUUGCCUAGAGAGGUGCAGCUGUUUCCUCUUUAAAGCCUCAUGUACCUGCCAGACCCUUCCCUUGAAGUCUAAUAGCAAGGCAGAGGUGAACUGGAAUGUUUCAACAAUGCUUUGGCUGGAGAUGCGGGAUGACAACAGGAAAAUAAUAGGAUGUCAUGAGUCUAGACAGACCUAAAAAUGUAAUCUACCCAGCCUCAGCUUGUGGUCCAAUCUUCUAGCCCUGGUAUGUGCCUUCAUGAGGAAGAUGCCAAGUUAGUAUACCUGGAGUAGACGGCGCUCAGAUCUCCUUUCCCGGAUGCUGUGGGUAUUGGCUGCUAAAGCGUCACAGCUGUCCUCUUACCUAGAGCAGUAGUUCUCAAAGUGUGGUCCCUAGACCGGCAGCAUCCCCAAUACCUGGGAACUUGUUAGAAAUACAAAUUCUCUAGUCCCUACCUCAGACCAACUGAAUCAGAAACAGGGAGUUGGCCCAGCAGUCUGUUUUAAGAAGUCCUCCAGGUAAUUCUGAUGCACUUUAAUUUUGAGAUCUGAUCAAGAACAGAAUUGCUAUCUCGCUUGUGUGGAGGUACAGCAGACUGAUCCCUCACCUCAAGGAGGUGCAGUUCCUAUUCUAGAGCUCCUCGUGGGAUCAGGCUGAAGUCAGUCUUCACUGAACACCACAUUCUUGCUUAGUGGUCUUCCUCUGCUUUACCCUGCUUCCCUCCCUCCCCCUCACCUGAGAACACAUCCUCAAUAAACCACUUAAACAAGAGACUCUCUCAGGUUCUGCUUCUCAACCAAACACAUUAAGUAACUCUAAAGAGGACACAUUCAUCCUUCUCCAAGUUCAGGUCUGGGAUAGAUGGCCCCCGUUCCCCACCUAGUAGGAUUACCAGCCAUCCUGGGUUCCCUGGGACUGAAGGUCAGAUUUAACUGUGAAGCUUUAAGGAAUUAACACUGAAUCAGAGAAUUUCAAAUUUAAACAUAAAAUCGCUCAGAACAUAGUUAUUUUCAGUGAGCGUUUUAAUUCAGUAACUGCAUCUGCUUGUAUAUUUUUUUUCUUAUUUUCAAAGCUUGUUCUAUAUUUUCUUUUUCUUUUUCUUUUUUUGGUAUUUAAUAUGGUUGACAAUUUAAAGUGGAAAAAUCCUGAAUAUCUAUUUGAACUUAACAUCAUGAGUCAUUCAACGUUACUCAUCAAGAGCCUGAAAAAAGUUCAUACCCUUUGAUCAGUAAUUACACUUUUGAGAUUUGAUUCCAAGGAGAUACCCUGCUCCAUAAGAUCUAAAUAGGAUUGCUUAAAAUCUCAGUUUCAUGAAUUAUGGAAAGAUCAAUGUCCUCCCCAAGAUUUCUGUACAUUCCCAGAGGGCUUGUCUUCUUAUGGUCAGCUCUGGUUCUCUGUUUCUGCUAGAUUCAUUCAGCAUAGGGAUCAACUAGAUGUCUUAAGCCUGUUGUGCUGUUCUACGCAAUGCUUACCCAGAGUUAACACUCAGAUCUUUUUCUUAUUUUUUACAAAUGCCACUCCCAUCAGCUAUUUGUGCACAUAGCAGACUGUGGCAAAUACAGGCAAGUAAGGGGAGUUUACCACACAGAAAUGCCAACAACUUCAAACUGAAUAUUGGGCAUAUUUCUUCUUAAGAGUACCUUAGUCACCCCCAUCACUAGGGGCUUUUCACUAGUAGAUUGUACUUGUGUCCUAUUCUUUCUUCCCUCUCUAUUCCUGCCAUGCUUCUCUGUAGGUGGGAGUAAUCUUCCCCACCCCACUGAGUUCGUGCUUGGCCUCAUGACUUAAUCUGGCCAGUGGUAUACGUGUGGAAGUGACAGUUGUGCCAGUUCCAAAAUGAGGCUUUCGAGGCAUGCCAAAUUUCCACCAGCCCCCUUGUGUUCUUGUCAUUUGCCAAAAGACCAUGUUCCAGUUUAGCUACCUCUUUUACUGCUCUGGCUCUAGCCUGCAUCCCUUUGGAUCUGACUCUCUUCCUUAGCAAUUUACCAAACUAUUUUAUUAAACGAAGGCAAUUCCAAUACCCCAGCCCCCCACUCCCAAUCCAUAAUACAAUUAAGAUAACAUACUAUUUUUAUCCUACUUAAUUUACAAUAGCAAAACAAUUGGAAAUAAGCCAACUUAGUUACAUCUAUAUAAUGCAAUGUUAUAUAGCAAAAUUGCAUUUAUAGAUGGCUUAAAAUUAUUGGGGAGGAGAUUAAUUUAAUUCAGUACAAUUUAAUUAAAUCUUUGCUCUAAAAAGGAUUUAAGGUGGUGGGGCUUACAGGGCUAUGAAAAAAAGAAAUAUCAUAAAAGAUAUAAAUUAGAAAUACAUAAAUUAAAUUGACACACUUGGUUGCCUUCCCAAUAAUACCAUCUCCUCCCUUCCUCUGAAAUAGCAAAAUAAGUAAAGCACAUUAGUAAUGUUCAAAAUACCAUCUCUGAACACCCCGAUUAAAAAAUGGGCAGAAGACCUGAAUAGACAUUUUUCCAAAGAAGAUGAACAGAUGGCCAACAGGCACAUGAAAAGAUACUCAACAUCACUAAUUAUUAGAGAAUUGCAAAUCAAAACCACAAUGAGAUAUCAUCUCACACCUGUCAGAAUGGCUGUCAUCAAAAAGGCCACAAAUAACAAGUGUUGGCAAGGAUGUGGAGAAAAGGGAACCCUCAUACACUGUUGGUGGGAAUGUAAAUUGGUACAGCCACUAUGGAAAACGAUACGGAGGUUCCUUAAAAAACUAAAAAUAGAACUAUCAUAUGACCCAGCAGUUCUACUCCUGGCUAUAUAUCUGACGAAAACAAAAGAUACAUACAUCCCAAUAUUCAUAGCAGCAUUACUUACAAUAGCCAAGAUAUAGAAGCAACCUACGUGUCCAACAGAUGAAUCGAUACAGAAGAUAUGUGUGUAUAUAUACUAUGGAAUACUACUUAGCCAUAAAAAACUGAAAUUCUGCCAUUUGCAACAAUGUGGAUGGACUUAGAGGGUGUUAUGCUUAGUGAAAUCAGUCAGACAGAGAAACACAAAUACUCUCUGUUAUCACUUAUACGUGGAAUCUAAAAACUAGCACAAACAAAUGUAUAUAACAAAGCAGAAACGGACUCACAGAUAUAAAGAACAAGCUAGUGAUUAUGAGUGGGGAGAAGAAGGGGGAGGGGCAAGAUAGAGGUAUGGGAAGGACUUCCCUGGUGGUCCAGUGGUUAAGACUCCUUGCUUCCACUGCAGGGGGUGUGGGUUUGGUCCCUGGUUGGGGGAACUAAGAUCCCUCAUGUUGUGCAGUGUGGCCAAAGGGUUAAAAAAAAAAAAAAGGGGGGGUAUAGGAUUAAGAGAUAAAAUCUACUAUGUAUAAAAUAAAUAAACAACAUGGAUAUAUUGUACAACACAGGGAAAUAUAGCCAUUAUUUUGUAAUAACUUUGAAUGGAGUAUAAUCUAUAAAAAUAUUGAAUCACUAUGCUGUACACCUGAAACUAAUAUAAAAUUGUAAAUCAACUAUACCUCAAUAAAA